Messenger RNA from Spodoptera frugiperda (fall armyworm), 650 nucleotides. RefSeq lists its product as uncharacterized. The coding region runs from base 75 to 413 and encodes 112 amino acids. The record is from RefSeq and is a predicted model, not a curated record. NCBI's taxonomy places the organism in Eukaryota, Metazoa, Arthropoda, Insecta, Lepidoptera, Noctuidae. The transcript has 3 exons.
UGGUUGCUUUUCCUGGUGUAUAUAAGGUAUGUAGUGGUUCCUAUUGUCGGUGCAAGCAUCAGUCAUCUCUCGCCAUGAUCUCCUCUGUCGGUCUCGUUGUGCUAAUCUGCGCGGUCGCUGUCAAUUCUCUUGCUCAUCCUCAGUGCAAUGCCGUGGGAAUAGAUGAAAUAUUAGGCAGUGAAACUUAUACCUUGGAACCAGCUUACUUGCAGCCCAGUAUCCGUGACUAUAAAGUUAACAUUCCGCAUGUUCCACAAUGCACGAACGGAGAAAUUGGUGUUAGAGCAAUCAUCUGCGAUGACGAUGUGGCACCCAUUGGCAAACUUGUCGGCUUGAACACGUUAUUUAUAAACCGUCGUGGUAAUUUAGAAAAUAUUGGUUCGGUUUCAGUAACAGUGUACUGUCGGAACUGACAUCUGACAAGACAAUCUCACUAUUCUUCUCUUCUUCUUUGUAACGACGAUUCGCAAUCAACAGCUAAUAUGUGUUCUAAGUUGAUUUGUUAUUCAAUUAAAUACAUCAAUAAUUGUAAUAAAUUGUCGUACUUUAUAAAAGAAAUUAUAAAGUAAUAACUUCAUAUUAUGAGUAUCGUUUUAUGUUUAUGUAUUUUAUUUUAUUUUUCCAAACACGAUAUAUAUUUCAAAAAAAUU